UAGAGGCCUUGUUCCCUUUUCCUACACUAUGAACAUUGUAGCUUUUUCCUUUGUCGUCAUCAUUAUUAACUCAUUAUCAAUAUUUUUCCCAUGAAGUUUUCAUCGUUGGCUCUCUUUCUUUCUUAAUACAAAAUCCCAGUUCACAAUUUUCCACUUUUCCAUGACACACCUACAUACACACUUCUCUCUUUCUCUCCCUCCCUCCCUCCCUCCCUCCAGGAUUUUCCAGUUUUGUUCCAUCUUUUACAAUUUUGAUAUCAAGUUUGAAGCUUUGAUGCUUUUCAAGAAUACCCACUUUCUUGUUUUUGUAAGGCGAGAAUUGAUAUCAGGCUGAAGUUUCAGUUGGUGGAUACGGGGUUUCUUUUGGUUCUGCUCAUUGGGUGUGCAAGGGAGUGCUGGUUCAUUUCACAUCGUAUAGAGGGAGAGGAAAGGACCUGACUUUUUAUUGUUUGAGAUACGAACCCUGAAAUUGAUGACAUGAGAGUGUUCUGGUUGAGCCUUUGACCAUAUGGGAGGCUUAUUGCACAUGUUUGAGUUCAAUCAGGGUAGGAUGGCCAAGAAAAUUCAUGCUCAUAAGAACAAUAACGAUGAUAUGAAAACAUCUGGAAAUGGCAUGAAGCUGCAAGUAGAAACCUCUCAGGUCCACUGUGCAGAAGGAGAAUUACAAUACUCCUGUCAAGUAGAAGAUGGGUGGUCAAAGAAAAUUAGUCACUCAAAUGUGGAUUCAGCGAAAAAAGCGAACAAAGAGGGUUUUUCCAAACAAUCAGGCGCCAGAAGUAAUGCCCCUAGCCUUGUGGCAAGGUUGAUGGGGAUAGACACCAUGCCUUUACCAUUAGACACUAAAUCUGUCGUUCCAUUGGACGAAAGCACACAUGAAAAUAUGGAGAGGAAGUUUUCAAAGAAGAAAAUGAAUGGAAAAGGUUGGUUUGGUAGGGGUUCUUCAAACUUGAAUUCUUUUAGCCAUAUGGAAUUUGAUUCAUUUUAUCAGCACAUCGAUGAUGAUGAUGAAGAUGAUGAAGGUGGACAUAGUUUUGGAGAACCGGAGCCAAGGGAACAUCCUCAAGAAGAGGAACUCCAAAAAUUCAAGAAAGAAUUUGAAGAGUAUCAAUCAACAAGGUUUAAGGAGUGGCCGAAGGCUGUUGACAUCGGAAGUGGUUCUAGGAGAAUGCUUUCGCUUUCUCAAGAGAACCUGAGCAAGGAGAGCAUGCAACAUAUUUCGAGUUCAAAGACAGAUAACCACUCAUUUAAGAAAAAAGAAUCCUUUCCAUCAAGAAGUAAAACACAAAGUAGGGACUUUGAGGAGUCUUUAAUGAUGAAAUCCAAAAGCAGAUUAUUAGAUAUAUGCACUUCUCCCACUCAGAUAGUUAUCUUGAAGCCUGGUUCUGAAAGGAUUUGCAAUUGCAACCAUGAAGAGAACUUCACAAGUUUACAUAGGAGAAAAGGUAUAGAAGAUUUUCUUGAGGAAGUGAGAGAGCGCUUGAAGUGUGAACUCCAAGGGAUUAGAGCCAGUGGAAUCGAGACACCUUUCAAUGAUAAAUCUGUUGCUAAAGAGGUCAGAGAAAGUAUGACUAGAGAUGCUGAACCUAAUUUACUGCGCUCAGAAUCAACAAGAUCAUACAAAAGUAAAAUGCAGCUCAACGGACAAAGUUCCCCAGAAUUUUUCAACAUAGAUACUAGGAGGUUCUUGUCAGAGAGGCUAAGAAAUACUGUAAAAAAUGAAUUGCAUUUGGACAUUCCUGAAGUGGCUUGUUAUUUAGAGAAUGACAGAGUUAGACUAAAGCAAGAUACUAUAAAGGGUACAGAUGACAAGAGCCAGUGGGGAGUUCUAAAAGAGAAAAAAGAAUUACAAACAUGUUCCAAUAGACAUAAAUUAGAUGACAACGUAUUGCUCCACAAGGAGUUGUCACCUAGGAACCUUGAAAGAUCCUUGUCUGCUCCUGCAUCAGGAGCAUUAUUUGGAAGGCUUCUUUUGGAAGACCGCCACAUUUUAACGGGUGCCCUUAUCCAGAGGAAGCUUGAAGCGGUUGAAGCUAGGCCUGUGGGUGCUAAAAAACAGAAGAAAGAUGGAUUUAAUAUUAAAGAAAAACUUUCCAACUUUAAAUAUACUCUUGGUCUAAGAGGGAAGCUGUUUGGCAAAAGGAUUAAGUCAAAAGUAGAAUCACAUGGCACCGAAUAUGGUGAAAUUUUGAGAGAUGCCAGGAGUGGACCAACUAUUCUCAUGAACUAUGGUGACAGACAUGAGAACUCCACCGAGGUACCUCCUAGUCCUGCAUCUGUGAGCAGCUGUGCUGAUGAAGAACAUUGGAGACAGAUUGGGUAUUCAAGUUUAACAUCAACUCCAGAUGCAUCUUCAUUAGAUGAUAUUUUUGUUCCCAAGGUUUUUAGAGAUAUCAGCUCUGGUUUGAACGACCUAAAGAGGCAACUCAGUGAGCUUGAUUCCGAUGGCUAUGAUGAUUUCACUACAAAGCAGGAACCGAUUGAGUCUUCAUUAGUUGAAUUGGAUGAUCCAGCAGAAUCUUAUGUAAGAGAUCUGCUUGUUGCCUCUGGUUUGUACUUUGGUUCAUGGGAUAAAUAUAUUGGCAACUCAGUUUUUGAAGAAGUGGAAGAAUCUCAUAGGAAAUUGGUGAAGGAGGAUGAAAGAUCCAGAAAAUAUCAUAACAAGAAUAAGUUAGAGCACAAGGUUUUACUUGAUUUGUUAAAUGAGGCACUUUCUAUUGUUCUUGGACCACCUUUGACAUUGUCUAGAUUCAGAAGGAAACUAAGCAAAUCCUCCUUGCAGCCUCCACCAUGUGGAAAGGAACUACUAAAGUUAGUAUGGGACAUUGUCCGUGUUUCUUUACAUCCAACCUCUAACACAUCUCUUUAUUCUGUUGACAGUUUUUUGGCACAAGAUCUAGGAUCUAUUUCCUGGUCUGGGCUAACAAACGAUGAGAUUGAUACAUUGGAAAGAGAGACUGCAUGUACAAUCGCCGAUGAUUUGGUUGAAGAAUUCACAAAGGAUAUGCUCUUGUAGGUGUUGUGUGAAAUAUCAUUUUUCCCUUUGUUGAGAUAACUUUUCACAUUGGAGCAAGGCAAGUGCAUGAUUUUCCCAUAGUAACCACGGUGAAACAUUACUUUCUACUGAGAUAGUUGGGAAAGAAUACUGCUACAAUGUGAUGGUCGCAGGUUAUUGUUUCAAAACAUAAAGUCAAUUGAUUUCAGCUAAGGUGGUUACUUUAUGACAUUCUUAUAAUUUAGUUGUGCUGUAUAUAAUGUUACAAUCGAGACUGCUAUUAUGUGCAAAAUGAAAAUGGAUAUGAAUUACAUUUAUACACGUCGUGUCGUACAUCACUGUUCUAUUAUAAUAAUGUAGCAAUGCACUUAUGAUAGAGAUU
Molecule: messenger RNA, 3374 nt
Organism: Vigna angularis (adzuki bean)
Lineage: Eukaryota; Viridiplantae; Streptophyta; Magnoliopsida; Fabales; Fabaceae
Exons: 6
Coding region: 509-3013 (834 amino acids)
Source: RefSeq, a predicted model, not a curated record